AUUAACAUAGCUGGACAUUAUACAUAUAAAUAUAUUGUUUAUAAAAUGGGUCUGAAAAAAUGUUAUUAAAAGGAUCUUUAAUUACUUACACAAUAAGUUUACAAAAAAGUGAACAGUAAACAUAAUUAUAGUAUUAUACAUGUUUUCAUCAAUCGGAAUUUCUUUUUUUUAAAUGAAGACUUGUUACUAGACGGAUUGCAUUGUUUUUUAUGUCGAGUGAAAGGAAUAACCAUAGUUUAAAACAUGAGUGACGACACACUAAGCCCGGAACAAUUUCUUGAGUUACGAGAAAAAGAAGUGUUCGAUUUAUUUGACACAAAUGGCGACGGUUUUAUCACUCAGAAUGAGUUAGGAAACGUUCUCCGGUGUAUAGGAUAUAAUCCGACGGGGGCUGAGGUGGAAGACAUAUUAAAAAAGUUUGAUUCCGAUCAUAACAACAAAAUUACGUAUGAUGAAUAUGUUGAAAUGUUAAAGAAACAUUUAAAAGACCCUAGUACGUUUAAUGUCGAGUUACGAGAAGCAUUCCGAAAGUUUGAUAGAGACAGGACCGGUGAUUUAGAUUUUAAAGAACUCCGGAAAGCUUUGAUGUCUCUCGGCGAACCGUUAACGGCCGAGGAGACCGACCAGUUGUUUAAAAUGAUGGACGCUGAUGGAGACAAGCAAGUUGAUGUUGAAGAAUUUGUGAUGUUUAUGCUCAAGGGGUAUGACGAAAUCAAGAAAGUGGAAGAAUGCUCACAGGUCCAAUUGUCAUCAUCCAAAAAGUGAUUUGAUUUAGAAACUGUUUACAUGAUUUCAUGCCAUAUCAUAUUUAUAUAUUAAAAUUAUCCAUUAUCA
Messenger RNA from Ruditapes philippinarum (Manila clam), 834 nucleotides. RefSeq names its product neo-calmodulin-like. Bases 244 to 765 code for a protein of 173 amino acids. Gene Ontology annotation, cellular component: myosin II complex. Lineage: Eukaryota; Metazoa; Mollusca; Bivalvia; Venerida; Veneridae. Gene Ontology annotation, molecular function: calcium ion binding. The record is from RefSeq and is a predicted model, not a curated record. The transcript has 5 exons.